CCCGGCAUGGAAGAGAGCGGCGGCGGCGACGGCGGGGCGGAUCCGGGCCCGCCCGCGGCCCCGGGCGGGGAGGGCGAGGGCUGCGAGGGGCUGUGGGAGCUGCCGGUGGAGCGCUGCGAGAGGCGGCCCGUGUGCGGGCGCUGCAGCCGUCCUGAGAAGGUGUGUUUGUGUCCUUUCCUGCCUGUACAUCCACUAAAGGUCUCCACCUGCUUGUAUAUAAUUCAGCAUCCAGCAGAGGAAAGUAGAGUGUUAAGAACGGUACCUUUGCUAGCAGCUUGUCUCCCUCCAGACAAAUGCAAAAUUUUGGUUGGUCGACGUUUUAAUGAAGACAGGUAUCCUGAAUUAGCAACUGUGUGCAGAAAUCCCAGUACUCUAAUUUUGUAUCCUGGAGCUGAAGCAACCAAUUUGGAAGAAGUUGCUGUGAUGUCUUCUAGUCCAUCUGUUAUGAUUAUCAUCGAUGGAACAUGGAGUCAGGCUAAAGAUAUAUUUUACAAAAAUUCUCUCUUCCGCCUUCCCAAGCAAGUGCAGUUAAGACCCAGUAUUUCAAGUCAAUAUGUAAUUCGUACACAACCAACAAACACCUGUCUGUCUACUCUUGAAUGUGCAGCUGUUGCUCUUUCCAUCAUAGAAAAAAAUAAGAGUAUACAAGAGACCAUACUCCAUCCGCUUCAAGCUUUAUGCUCUUUCCAACUUCAGCAUGGUGCCCAGAUCCAUCACAGCAAGGAACAUCUUCUCAAAAAUGGCUUAUAUGACAAGCCCAUGCCAAAGAAUAAACGCAAACUCAGAAGAAUGGAGCUUCUGGUGAAUAAUGUUAAAAUAUAAGAAAGCUGUACUGACUAUACAGAGGGAUUUAUUUGCAGUUAGCGAAUGAAUAUGAAUCUGGAUUUGAUCCAAACAGUUGACUGUACCCUAAUAAAACAACUUUUAGGUCCUUCUUAGGGAAGAGUUUAUCUACCAGUGUGACAAACAGUAAUGGACAAGCUUUUUCAUUUAUGCAGUAACCCAGGUGCCUUUGUUCAGAUGAUGGAGGAGCAUUCUCAUUUCCUGUAGAGGAGAGGAAGAAAACUGAACAUAAUUUAGACUUAUGGUUAUCACUUGGGUGUCAGAUAUGAUCCUCAGUAUGACUGGAUGAAUUUAUUUUGGAAAGGCUUUUACCAGUACAAAAAGACAAGAAAUAUGAAUAUGGAUGUGAUGGAAUGGUAAGGCCUCAGCAGUUAGAAUUAUGUUGAUUUUCUACUGAGCUUUUUAGCUUCAGUAUAUAACUACAGUAGACUUUCAAAGCAUAAUUCCCGAUAUUUUUUAGUUCAGAUGAACAUAAAGCAUGUUAUUUGGACAGUUCUUUCUAACUUUGAGAUUUUUAUUUCUUCUAUAAUUAGAGCUCCUUUUUGUAAAUUUACAUAUUUUUUACAAUGCAGUCUGGUUUAGUUUCUCCCCGACUUAAUUUUUAAAUUAAGUCUGCAUAUGUUUUUACAAGAAAAUGAACAAUUCUGACUUACAAAAAGAAAAGUAGAAAUCGUGAUUUUUGGAAUUAUAACUCAGGUGCUUUGCUUUUACUUGAGCAAAAAUUAGUCUUCCACAGAGGGGGAGAUGUUGUGGAUGUAAAUACAUCAUACCCAUACUCUGACAUACAAUGAUUAUGCUACUAGAGGAAUUAAACAAGCCCAGUGUAAACUGCUCUGUAAGAAGUAUGAUGCAAUGACAAAUGAUUAUGUCUGGUUACAGCCAACUAACAUAAUUAUAGAUCCUCUAGGCUUCAUGUGUUUAGUUUUUCACUUCUAACAGUGAUAUAAAUGUACUUCUUUCUAAUGGGAAUUGCUAGAAGCAGAAGAAUUGGGUAUUUUUACAGGCUUUCUGAAAUAAUAUUUUAUGAUCUGGAGGGAAAAGUAAAGUGACAUAAAGGUUCUGAUAGUCCUUUCUUCUACAUAGAUCCCUCCUGCAUUUAAGAGAUUAAAAUGCUUAAUGUUUGUCUUUACUGUCAGUUCCCCUCUAGGUAACAACAUGAAGCUAAUUGGGUACUAAUUAGUCUUAGAAAAAGGUAUUUUGUCUUUAAUUUAUGAUCUGUAAGACAAGAAACUACAGGAGUGGGGUAGGCGUGUGGCGUUCGGAAACAUAUAAUCACAUAGGCAAUUAUAUGUAGGUGCUUUUAUUAAGAGCUCUGGGAAUCAGGAGUGCUUUUCACCUCAGAUCUGAUUCCACCAUACAUUCGAGAGGAACAGGUUUUUAUAUUCUAUCGUUAUAUAACUUCCAUGUUAAUUAUUAAACUUAUAUUGUUCUAUUGUAUACAUAGAUUUUUAGCUAAGCAUAGCCCCUUAAAUUUCCAACAUAGUUUCUCAUGAUUCUUCCUAUGAUUAUAUAAUAAUUAUAUUUAAUUACUAAACAAGCAUCACAUCUAACAAUUAUAUCAUUUAUCAUACUGCUUACGCAGGUGCAGUGAUCUGAGAAAACACAAAGCCUAACAUUUUCAGAAUCUACCUUUAGCAUUUUCCUGGGUCCCAUUAUCAGGGGUGGGAUGAGGGGAUGUGUAAGCACAACUAACUGAAAGCUUUUCUGCAAUUAAUAAGAGAGGUCAAAAUGAGGUCAGAGAUUAGCUAAGAAGUUUUAGUUAACCCUGAGCUAAUAGUGACCUUUUGUUUAGGCAUGGAUAAACAAUAUAAUUUGUCUGGCUAUGUAAGCAAAGCUUAUAUAACCUUUUCCUCUUCUCCCGGUCUAGAUAAAUCCGGUGUCUGUCACUAAAUUCAGCAAAGCUGAAUUAGUUUUGACAAAUCUGAAGCAAACCAGUCUCAUAUGAUUAAUGAUAGCAUAGAUGCACUUUUGUUCACAUUGGAACAGAGCAAGGGCAUGUUUAUUCCUGUAGCACACCAAUCUCCAGGCUAACUUGGAGUCUGAAGUUGCAGUCUUGCGCAAUUUGUGUGCGCAGCCUUGUGUGGGAUGCUGUGUCCACUUACCUGCUGGACUGGUAAUCUUCCUUCCCUGUGCCCUGGGACAUGGUCAAUGAUUCCUUAAGGAAACAUGGGUAUCAAUUAAACUUUAUUAUUCAUGUCAUAUUUACAUACAUGGAUGAUAUUUGCAUUUUAUGUUGUAUUCGUUAAUUUAAUUUACCUUAUUUUAAAUUCAUCUCCAGAAGCAGUGUAUCUUUUGACUUACAUUUUGAAGUUUAUUUUACUAGGCAGAAGAUUUAAUGUGUUUUUACAUAAUAUGUGAGUUUAUAUUAUAGACAACAGAAAGAAAUUUGUAUUACAGCCUGGGAUUCAUAGCCAUCUGCAAAAUGCCUUAGAAUUACAGGAUCAGAGAAAUAGUUGCCUUAAUUGAGUUAUAAUCCUACAUUAAAUACUCUUGUACGUGGAAUCUGUGCAGAGUUUUCAUGUUUUUCGGCAAUGGACAAAUUCUGCACAACCUACAGAAAGCAUUUUUUCGCUUUGUUGAUUCCUCUUGUUCUUUUAAUUUUGCUCCUGUGGAUAACAGGAUUUUGUAGGAUCUCAUGCUGGAUGCAUGGAAGCCUUUAAUUGCUAAUUUCCUCUGUUGUACAAUACCAGAUCAAUCAAUAUGCAACAGUUACUGAAAAAAUUAAAAACAAUGCAUUGCAAACUUCCGGGCAUUUUAAUUUUUUGUGGUUUUUUUGUAUGUCCCAGCUCAGCUAUAAUGUAGUGAAAAUUUAGGUGCAGCACAGCGGUCACAUGAAGUUCAGUUUCAGAUUUGUUUGAAGCUAUUAGACACAAAAUACAGUACUUUUUAGGUGGAACUUGCAUGAUUUUGAAAAUAUGCACAAUAUAAGAGGAAGAAUUUAGAAAGUUUGUUUUCAGGUCUUUUGGAUUCAGAAUUUGCCAAUAAAUACAUUACCUCAAAGAAAUGAAUACUCUGAAGUCCAAACUCUCUUGACAGAAGCUGUGUGUGAUGAAGUAGCAUUCUUUGUAAGCAAUUUCAUUAGAAUAAAUUUAAUUUGCAAUUUUACUUUGCUGUAAUGGUAAAUCCAUUUCAUUUUUCCCUUACCAAAAGAUUAAUGAGUGAAACCCACCACUCUAACAAGAUAUUGAUUAGAAAUGAAGGCAUGUGUUUGCUUCUCAUGUUUGGUCCUUUGUCCUUGUCCACUUUGUCCUUCCAAAUAUUGCUACCAAAAUGAAAUCUGCUUUCUGGAUGCCGCAGUCUCAUGUGUUGGGAAAUUGGUGGCAUGAAUAGCAGGCUUUUGAACACAUGCAAAUGUUUUUCAAAGGUGAACACCAUAUUUUCAUAGUCAGUAGGAGUAAGUUUUUGAAAAAAGACAAGGAUGGAAAUGUUAUAAAAUACGAACACAAACCACACCUCUCCUUCUGUUUAGGAUGCUUUCUUAUUAAAGAGAUGCUCAGGACAAACAUAAAUGUAUUUUUCUUCAACAUUGUACUUUUGUUACCUCAUAACACCAUAGUAACAAUAAAUUACUCUUUUAUUAGUUUUUCUUGAGAUAAAAAUAAAACUUUUCAAGUGACUUCAAAAGAGGCAAAAAUUAUUUUAAGACCAAGGGUUUUCUUCUCAACUGCUACUCUAGAUAAAAAGUUGCUUAUGUUGCAUUAUUUUCUACAACUUCCCUGCUUGUUUUGAAAUUUAAUUAAAAACUGGACUUAUAACAAGAUAUAGUGGUUCAUGCUUUUCUCUUGAUAUUUGUGUGUUUUAUGUCUAUAUACAUGAACACACAUAAAUGAUAUAUUUGUUUCUGCCUCAAAGCAAUAAAAUACCUAAUUUAUUGUGUUAUGUUCCACUGCAUCUCUACAGAACUGAAUUUGUUCACAUGUGCUGAUAUUACAAAUCCUAGUCCUUUUUUUUUCUUUCUUUUUAACACCAUUCAAUCAGUUAAUGAAGAGAUAUGGCUUUGUGAAUGCUAUUUGAAGACAAAUGAUUCCUUUGUUAUUCAGUGAAACCUGCAAGAAGAUUAAAGUCCUGUGGCAAUUUCUCAGGCAUUUCAGUUUCAGAGCCCUCUUCAGUCUUUCUGCAGUGGUGACUGACUGCUGUUUGGUGCCACACUAAGUGCUUUGAUGGUACUAAGUCAAACAUGCACAUCUUCCCAACUGAAACACCACCCAAGUGCUGCGUCUCCGGCUCUGUCCCCUAGUAGGUGCAAUGAGAAGAAAACCAAAAUAACAGAUCUGUUUCUGUUCUUUUGCAGCCAUUUCUUAUCUCCCUUCUACAAAAUGUGCACUUCAGGGACUUUUAUAUUGCUUUGGUUAUGGAGUUUGUUCCUUGUAUUCCAAUUUACAAUCUUUCCAGACUCCCAGCCCUGAGAGCUGCUGCUUUUGUCUCAUAGGCACAGAUAACAGACAAAAAUAAAGGGGAGAGAAGAGUAUGUGUUUUAAGUAGGAUGAGAGACUGUUGUGGUUUAACCCAAGCCAACAGCCAAGCCCCAGGCAGCCACUUGUUUGCUACCCCACCAGCAGGAUUGGGAAGAGAACUGGAUGGGUAAAAGUAAGAAAACUCAUGGAUUGAGGUAAAGACAGGUAAAUGGGGAAAACAAAAGUUGUUCACAACAGCAAAGCAAAAUAAAGAACUAAGUCACUGCCUCCUGUGGGCAGGCAGAUGUUCAGCCAUCUCCAGGAGAGCAGGGCCCCAUCACGUGUAACAGACUUGGGAAUACAAAUGCCAUCACUCUGAACAUUCCUCUCUUCCUUCU
Messenger RNA from Camarhynchus parvulus, 5635 nucleotides. It is a transcript of the gene DTWD2, whose product is annotated as DTW domain containing 2. Bases 7 to 822 code for a protein of 271 amino acids. The record is from RefSeq and is a predicted model, not a curated record. The transcript has 6 exons. NCBI's taxonomy places the organism in Eukaryota, Metazoa, Chordata, Aves, Passeriformes, Thraupidae.